CACCGACAACACUGUGGGGACAUCAGAAAGUCGAAUCGUGUUCAGUUUUUUGUUGGAGCUACCGACGAGGUCAGUUGGAAAGCAUCUUCAUUUUCGCUUGAACCUCAUCAAAUCGUUCGGAGUACGACCGGCGAACACGGACUCCCAAAAUGCAGCCGUGCGGGCGUCUACUCAGCGCGGCAUUGCGGUGCCCGACGCCGCGCAGCCGUGCCCUCGGUACCUCGACUUCGCUGCGCAGUGAUGCCCUCUUUGUGCAUCGAGACACCGACCAAAACAACGCGAACGUCAAGUUCGAGUUCACGCCGGAGAACCUGAAACGCGCCGAGUCCCUGACGAGCAUCUACCCGGACGGGCACCGCGCCGCGGCCGUGAUUCCUUUGCUUGACCUGGCGCAACGGCAGCACGGCUGGCUGCCACUGACCGCGAUGCACUACGUUGCUGACUACCUGGGCAUGCCGCGCAUGAGGGUUUACGAAGUGGCCACGUUCUACACCAUGUUCCAGCGGAACCCCGUGGGGAAGUACCACGUCCAGGUGUGCACCACGACCCCGUGCAUGCUGCGCGGAGCCGAGGACAUCCAGGCCGUGAUCGAGAAGAAGUUGGGCAUUGGACCGGGCGAGACGUCGAAGGAUGGUCUCUUUACGCUCAGCGUCGUCGAGUGCCUAGGCGCCUGCGUGAACGCGCCCAUGGUUCAGGUGAAUGACGACUACUACGAAGACCUGGAGGCAAAGGACGUGGAAGAGAUCCUGGAUUCGCUGAAGCAGGGGAAGCGCCCCAAGCCGGGUCCCCGCAACGGCCGCCUGUCGUGCGAGCCCAAGGGGGGCCUCACCUCCCUCACAAGCCCCCCCAAGGGACCGGGAUUCAAGCUGCGGCCGGACCUCUGAGCCCCUUUAGGCAUUCCUAGGAUCCUCCAAUAAAGCGAAUAAAGAGCUCUUCUUCCCUAUAAUUAUAAUGCAAUUAAAUGAAUUAAAUUAAAUUUUCGUCUUCAUCCCCUCC
This is a messenger RNA of Ixodes scapularis (black-legged tick), 996 nucleotides long. It is a transcript of the gene ND-24, whose product is annotated as probable NADH dehydrogenase [ubiquinone] flavoprotein 2, mitochondrial. The transcript is spliced from 2 exons. NCBI's taxonomy places the organism in Eukaryota, Metazoa, Arthropoda, Arachnida, Ixodida, Ixodidae. Bases 150 to 884 code for a protein of 244 amino acids. Gene Ontology annotation, biological process: mitochondrial electron transport, NADH to ubiquinone. The record is from RefSeq and is a predicted model, not a curated record. Gene Ontology annotation, molecular function: NADH dehydrogenase activity.